Molecule: messenger RNA, 1782 nt
Organism: Phodopus roborovskii (desert hamster)
Lineage: Eukaryota; Metazoa; Chordata; Mammalia; Rodentia; Cricetidae
Gene: Ift56
Product: intraflagellar transport 56
Exons: 18
Coding region: 57-1739 (560 amino acids)
Biological process (GO): intraciliary transport involved in cilium assembly; intraciliary anterograde transport
Cellular component (GO): ciliary basal body; ciliary base; intraciliary transport particle B
Molecular function (GO): intraciliary transport particle B binding; protein binding
Source: RefSeq, a predicted model, not a curated record
GGCUCGCUCGCCUGUGCUGACUGCCUGCGGCGGGGGCUCACAGGACCGACGCCAAGAUGAUGCUUUCAAGGGCCAAACCCGCCGUGGGCGGGGAAUCACCGCACACUGACAAAAGAAAGAAGAAAGGCAGGAAGAUUCCAAAACUAGAGGAUCUACUUUCGCAAAGAGAUUUCACCGGCGCCAUUACCCUAUUGGAGUUCAAACGCCACGUGGGAGAGCAGGAAGACGACACUAACUUGUGGAUUGGAUACUGCGCUUUUCACCUGGGCGACUACAAGAGAGCUCUGGAGGAAUAUGAAAAUGCAACCAAGGAGGAGAAUUGCAACCCAGAAGUGUGGGUGAACUUGGCCUGCACCUACUUUUUCCUUGGGAUGUAUAAGCAAGCAGAAGCUGCUGGCUUUAAAGCUCCAAAGAGCCGGCUCCAAAACCGCCUGUUGUUCCAUCUGGCUCACAAGUUUAAUGAUGAGAAGAAAUUGAUGAACUUUCAUCAGAAUCUUCAGGAUAUCAAAGAAGACCAGCUUAGUUUGGCCUCAAUCCACUACAUGCGAUCCCAUUACCAGGAAGCCAUUGAUAUAUACAAGCGGAUACUGCUGGAUAACAGGGAGUACCUGGCCCUCAAUGUUUAUGUGGCCCUCUGCUACUACAAAUUGGAUUACUAUGAUGUGUCUCAAGAAGUCCUGGCCGUUUACCUUCAGCAAAUCCCGGAUAGCACUAUCGCGCUCAACCUCAAGGCUUGUAAUCACUUUCGUCUGUACAACGGCAAAGCAGCUGAGGCAGAACUCAAAAGCUUGAUGGACAAUGCCUCUUCUCCCUUUGAAUUUGCUAAAGAACUCAUCAGGCACAAUCUGGUUGUUUUCCGAGGAGGUGAGGGGGCUUUGCAGGUUUUACCUCCCUUGGUUGACGUCAUUCCUGAAGCUAGGCUAAACCUCGUGAUUUACUACCUUCGCCAAGAUGACGUACAGGAAGCUUAUAAUUUAAUCAAGGAUCUGGAGCCGACGACGCCUCAGGAGUAUAUUCUCAAGGGAGUUGUUAAUGCAGCCCUCGGCCAGGAAAUGGGUUCGUUCUGUUCUGUCUUGCAGAGGGAUCACAUGAAAAUUGCCCAGCAGUUUUUCCAGUUGGUAGGAGGGUCAGCCAGUGAAUGCGAUACAAUACCAGGGAGGCAGUGCAUGGCUUCCUGUUUCUUCCUGCUUAAGCAAUUUGAUGAUGUCUUGAUUUACCUCAACUCUUUUAAGAGUUACUUCUACAAUGAUGACAUCUUUAACUUUAAUUAUGCACAAGCCAAGGCCGCAACGGGCAACACCAGUGAGGGGGAAGAGGUUUUCCUCUUGAUCCAAAGUGAGAAGUUGAAAAAUGAUUACAUCUACCUCAGUUGGUUAGCUAGAUGCUAUAUCAUGAAUAAAAAACCAAGACUAGCUUGGGAACUUUAUCUCAAGAUGGAAACUUCUGGCGAGUCCUUCAGCCUCUUGCAGCUCAUUGCUAAUGACUGUUACAAGAUGGGCCAGUUCUACUAUUCCGCCAAGGCGUUCGAUGUCCUAGAGAGGCUGGAUCCCAACCCCGAAUACUGGGAAGGCAAAAGGGGCGCCUGUGUGGGCAUUUUCCAGAUGAUUUUAGCGGGGAGAGAGCCCAAAGAGACCCUCCGGGAAGUGCUGCACUUGCUGAGAAGCACAGGAAACACCCAAGUGGAGUACAUCAUCAGGGUCAUGAAGAAGUGGGCGAAGGAGAACAGAGUGCCUAUCUAAAGAGCUGAGGCCUCGGCCAGGGCCAGCGUCCUCCCUCACACUU